AUGUUUAUAAUAUCGAGAAAUUUCAGUGUUUGCAGAUACCUGGCCACAUACAGAAACAGGUUACUUAUCGGACCCCAGAUAUCGAACCUUCGACGUUUUUACAGUUCUCCAAGCCUGAAACGUUUCAAUAGGGCAGAGUCGCUGAAUUCGUCAGCUAAAAUUUCCUCGGAGACAUUUCAGGUCAAUGGUGGCGAAGACUUAACCAGUGAAAUUUCAGUGCAAGAUUAUUCUUCAUCCGAACCUCCACAGGAUGCUCCACUACGUCCAGCAUGGGAUAGAGGGGGAUUGACAAAAUCAAAUGCUUUGACUCCAUUACUAGCGUCUAUGAGAAAGCUCAUUGAUGCCAACAAGAAUAGUGUGUGCUUGGUUCAGGUGGGAUCAUUCUACGAGCUCUACUUUGAGCAGGCAUCUACAAUUGCACCAAAAUUAGGCAUCAAAGUGGCACUACGGAAGACCAGCAACCAUACUGUACCAAUGGCAGGGUUCCCUGUAUCACAACUUGCCAAAUUUGUCAAAAUCUUAGUCCAUGAUCUCCAUUACAAUGUGGCCAUCAUCGACCAGUAUCCAUCCCAGUCAGACACACUAAUGCACCGAAAAGUGUCACGCGUGGUCACUCCAGGAACACUUAUUGACGAAUCGUUUUUAAACUACUCCCAGAAUAACUAUUUGGUGGGAAUUUAUAUCCCUUCCAACUCACAGGUGAGUGACCCAGAUCUUCCAGUAGGUUUGCUGUGGGUGGACAUUUCUGUGGGGGACUUUUAUGUCCAACUGACCACCAUGGGUGAGUUGGCAGCCGACUUGAAGCGUAUUAGCCCUAGUGAAGUCAUCAUGUCCAAAGAAUUCCAUCCAGACUCUACUCCGGAUCUGUGGAUUGUGCAGAUGGCCGAGUUAAACAAAUAUUUCAUCCGCUAUCAUAAGACAACGUAUCGAGACUUUAAAUUGGAGUUUCUGACUGAUAUCGUGGCCACUCGAAAACUCCUCGAGCUGUUGUCUGUACGUGAAGAGGCUGCCAUGAAUAUGGUGCUAUCGUAUGUCAAUUUCAACUUACCAGACAGAACACUACUGUUGGAGCCGCCAACACGGUAUAUCACUGAUAAGUAUCUUCAUAUGGACUCUAGAACACGAGAUGCGUUGGAGUUAACGGGACGAUCGACUUUUGAUACAGUUUCGGUGGUUGGAUCAUUGUUGAAUACCAUAAAGAGAACGGUGACACCUUCAGGAACUCGGCGCCUCGCGCAAUGGGUCAAGUCCCCCAUCUUGGACACAAAGGAACUACUCAGAAGACAGGGAUUUGUAUCACUCUUCAAGAACCAUUCGUUGUUGAGAUAUGAGAUUAGACACCAUUUGGCAAAUGUGGGAGACUUCACUCGUUCGUUGCAAAGACUAGCACUCAACACCGGCUCUCAGGUGGCCCACUUACAAGCUAUUGGUGAGGGAAUCACUCGGCUUGCUCAAUUGCUGGACUUGCUAGUCGGACACACGGAUCAUUUCAAGAAGAAAGAACAAGACUUAGUUCAACAGUUUCUCCAGCAAUUUGAUGUCCCUCAGAAUUUGGCUCUCGAAAUCCUUGAGACACUUCCCUCAGAACCCGUGAUAAAGAGAGCCCCAGAGAACUACGAUUCUGACCUUGAGUCUACUACUGAAGAAACCUCGGUGGAAAUGUACGUAAAUCGAGAAACACUUAAUAACAACCAGAUGGUUUUCUCUGUUCGGAAAGACCACAACAGUCGAUUGUUACUGCUCCAUGCAUCACUAGAAGAAGUGCUAAUCCUGGAACAUGAGAUGCUACAAGCCAUUCAGGAAGUAGUGGUGAAAGUGGAUUCCAGGGCCAAUGUAUCUGCUAAAGAUCAGUACGCCAAGUAUCUCAAUGUAAUCCACAUCUCGUGUCGACUGAAAUACUCUGACGCCAUAUGUGAGGCAUUGGGUGGAGAUAUUCGAGAGAAGAAGAAAACCAGUUUGAUCUACAAGCCUCGGCAGUGGGAAACCUUGCAAGAUGAAAAAGUGGGAAUCGUCCAGGCCAUUGAAACAGAAGAAAAAGAAAUCAUUAGCGUUCUCAAAGAUACGGUACUUGCUCGAGUUUCCCAGAUCAGAAACUGUGGCCGCAGUGGUGAUCUCAUUGAUAUCACAGCAUCAUUUGCUGUUUUCGCCGAAGAGAACGACAUGGUAUGUCCGAGAUUUGUCAAGAGCCCCACGCUCAAUGUCUCCAAGGGUCGACAUGUAGUAGUGGAGUCUAGCCUCAAGGCCAAUGGGCAGAUGUUUAGUGGGAAUGAUACCAAAUUGGGCACCGACGGGCACGUUUGGGUGAUCUCGGGCCCCAACAUGGGAGGAAAGAGCACGUACUUGCGUCAGAAUGCAUUGAUAGUGAUCUUGGCUCAAAUUGGGUCGUAUGUGCCUGCUUCAAGCGCAAGUUUGGGCAUUGUUGACCGCAUCUUCACUCGGAUUGGGGCAUCAGAUGACAUCUUCAGUGAUCUUAGCACAUUCAUGGUGGAGAUGGUUGAAACCAGCAACAUUUUGAAGAAUGCCACUGGCAGAUCGUUGGCUAUCGUGGAUGAGGUAGGUCGAGGUACAAGUGGCGACGAAGGAUUGGCUAUUGCUUAUGCGACGUUGGUGACAUUACUUCAGAAGAACAAGUGUCGAACACUAUUUGCAACGCAUUUUGGCAAGGAGAUCAAGACGCUUUUGGAGAGCGACGAUAUCUCCCUGAAAAGCCUACGUUUUUACCGGACAAAAAUCUUGGAACAUCCUGGAGACAAUGGGAAGGUUAAGUUCCUCUUUGAUCAUACCUUGGAACCUGGGAUCAGCAAGCGAUCGUAUGCGUUGGAAGUUGCAAGACUUGCUGGAUUUCCGGAGCAUCUGCUUGGAAUUGCGAGCCGGGCCCUAGAACAUAUGAAGCGGGAGAAAGGAGGCAAUAUUCAAAAUAAUGGGGGAUAA
Molecule: messenger RNA, 2931 nt
Organism: Sungouiella intermedia
Lineage: Eukaryota; Fungi; Ascomycota; Pichiomycetes; Serinales; Metschnikowiaceae
Source: the annotation of a GenBank genome assembly